This is a messenger RNA of Drosophila takahashii, 632 nucleotides long. The record is from RefSeq and is a predicted model, not a curated record. Lineage: Eukaryota; Metazoa; Arthropoda; Insecta; Diptera; Drosophilidae.
UCUCUCCGAUCAAGCAGAUCAUCAUGAAGGUCUUCGUCGUUCUCGCCGUCAUCCUGGCAGUGUCCGCCGCCGCCCCACAGUUCGGUGGUGGCAAUGCUAACGCUAAUGCCAACGCCAAUGCUGAAUCAGAAGGCGGUUUCGGAGGACGACCAGGCGGAUUUGGAGGUCCAGGAGGAUUCGGACAAGGCGGAUUCCAAAAAGGACCAGGAGGAUUCGGAGGACCUGGUGGUCCAGGUGGAUUCGGAGCCCAAAAAGGACCAGGAGGAUUCGGAGGACCAGGUGGUCCAGGAGGAUUCGGCGGACCGGGUGGUCAAGGAGGAUUCGGAGGACAAGGCGGAUUCGGAGGACAAGGUGGAUUCGGAGGACCAGGUGGAUUCGGAGGACCAGGUGGAUUCGGUGGCAAUUCCGAGGCUAACGCUAACGCCGUCGCCAACGCUGAAGGCAAUGGUUUUGGAGGUGGCAAUGCUAAUGCCAAUGCUAACGCCAACGCCAGCUCCCGCGGUGGUGGUGCCAGCGCCAAUGCCAAUGCCAGUGCUUCUUCUAACGCCUUCGGCAAAUAAGCGGUUACGAUCCGAAUUUCUCUACUGAUUAGUUUUUUAAUAUUUAUAAAAAAUAAAAUUAAAAAAACGGAA